Molecule: messenger RNA, 693 nt
Organism: Letharia columbiana
Lineage: Eukaryota; Fungi; Ascomycota; Lecanoromycetes; Lecanorales; Parmeliaceae
Exons: 1
Coding region: 1-693 (230 amino acids)
Source: RefSeq, a predicted model, not a curated record
AUGAACGACCUAUUCCUCAUCCUCCUCUUCUGCAGUCUUGCCCACUCGUCACGAAUCACACAGCCAAAGUCCCAAUCACAACAGCAAUCAGCAAUCUCGGGCCCAUCAUCAUCAUCAUCAUCAUCAUCAAUAACCUGCCUGCACGACCAGUCAUCCGAAUUCUCCGUAACAGCCUACCCAGGCAGCUCCUGCGCCGCCGACGUCCUGAACCUGAUCGAACUCCCCCCUAAAACACCCUACCUACUCUCCUGCCCCUCAACGCCACGAAACACCAAAUGCUUCCCCAUCACCGAGACGAUAUCCACAUCACCGGACCCCGCCCACGCGCCACCCCAAUGGCAAGACCUUUCCGAACAAAGCGCCCUCUCGGAAUGGCAGAGGUUGGAACUACGCAGCAGGACAUCACCGUCGUCGCGUCAUCGGCGCUCGCUGUCAUCGUCUUCGCCGACGACCAUCAGUUACAAAGCCAGGAGCGUGAGUCUGGUCUGGCCGGACGAAAUGACCCACGUCGUGUUUUACGUCGACGACGGGUGCGAGUACCUGGAUGGUUGGCGGCAGGGGGGGUUGGCGCACGUGGAGAGGGGGGACGGCGUGAGGGAGCAGUGUGUGAUGAUCGGGGAACGAGGGGGUUGGGGCAGUGUGGAGUUUAUGAGGGAGGAGGAGUGGGAGAGGUGGAGCGACGGGAAUGCGUGA